AUGCCUAGCUCGCGAGUUUAUCACCACGAGGAGGAUGCCGUCAAUAACCUCACUGCUCUCAUCAAUCCGAAGAUUGACGUCCGAGACAACGUCAAAUCCGGCCGAGUAACGACUUACGGCGCUCUCCCACGAGCACUAGUUUGGUUCAGAGCCACGACGCGUUUGAUUCUACUGAAGCAGGAGGUCAAGGUCCGAGAGAGGGUGACAUCUAUCGGCAUCAUCACGGGCACCGCGCGGAAGAAAUUCACCUCGGAGUUCCGAAUUGAGAACUGCCAAUCGAAGUGGUCGCAGAACGUCACAUCUUGA
Molecule: messenger RNA, 306 nt
Organism: Hirsutella rhossiliensis
Lineage: Eukaryota; Fungi; Ascomycota; Sordariomycetes; Hypocreales; Ophiocordycipitaceae
Exons: 2
Coding region: 1-306 (101 amino acids)
Source: RefSeq, a predicted model, not a curated record